Nasonia vitripennis (jewel wasp) is the source of this 703-nucleotide messenger RNA. RefSeq names its product putative inorganic phosphate cotransporter. Lineage: Eukaryota; Metazoa; Arthropoda; Insecta; Hymenoptera; Pteromalidae. Gene Ontology annotation, cellular component: plasma membrane. Gene Ontology annotation, biological process: transmembrane transport; monoatomic anion transport. The coding region runs from base 23 to 703 and encodes 226 amino acids. The transcript has 2 exons. The record is from RefSeq and is a predicted model, not a curated record. Gene Ontology annotation, molecular function: transmembrane transporter activity.
CUGAAACGAGUGAAAAUGUUCGAUGAAUCAGGAAUUCGACUGGGACUCGAAGACCAAUUCGAUGAUUUUGAGCUCUUUCUUCUGGGGCUACAUAGUGACGCAAUUGCCAAGCGGCUACAUCGCCAACACGCGGAGUGCUCAGAAGCUGCUCUCCUGUGGUGUGCUAGUGUCCUCUUUGUUGAACUUGUUGAUACCGGUGUUGGCUGUUCGCUACGGAUGGACAGCCGUCGUUUGUUGCAGAGUCGCGACGGGCCUGACGCAGGGAUGUCUCUUCCCUUGUGUUCAGACGCUUAUGUCCAAGUGGGUACCACCUGCUGAAAGAGCGAGAUUAGGCUCAUUCGUCAUGAACGCCGGAACAUUCGGCACGGUAAUAACGAUGCCGCUGACAGGUGCGCUCUGCGCCUCUCGAUUCGGCUGGCCGAGCGCUUUCUACAUCUUCGGCGUUUGCGGCAUCGCCUGGGCAGUGCUAUUUUUCUACAUGGGCUCGGACAUGCCGUCCGAGCAUCCGACCAUCUGUCCCAACGAGAUGCGUUACAUCGACGGUAGCCUCGGAAAACUGGACAAGACUUCUGCAGAAUCCGUAGAACCACCUCUACGUGUACGCAUAGUAAAAAUAGAUUUCGACCAGCUGGCAUUGAUAUUACACGGACUUAAUGUUGUUUUUCUCUUCAGAAAGCACGUGUCCCCUGGUGGUCGAUUCUGA